Molecule: messenger RNA, 2328 nt
Organism: Nicotiana attenuata
Lineage: Eukaryota; Viridiplantae; Streptophyta; Magnoliopsida; Solanales; Solanaceae
Product: bromodomain-containing protein DDB_G0270170-like
Exons: 11
Coding region: 1-2328 (775 amino acids)
Molecular function (GO): protein binding
Source: RefSeq, a predicted model, not a curated record
AUGGGUCAUUUCAGGGCCGACUUUCAGGAUAAUGAUAGCCCUCAUAAGUGCCAAGCUCAGCACAUGUGGCACUGCAAAAUCAUAUUGGGGAGAGAUUCUAUUGAGCCGGACAGAUAUCACGCCGUUUGUUCGCCAUACUACUCAGGUUGGCUGGAGGAUGAUCAUGAUGGCUUGGGACAACCAGGGUUUGCUCGAGGUCACAGGGUCGUCGAUGAGAAGGCUGAGGAGCGGGAUAAGUACAACCAAUUGCGUCGCGUUCUAAAUUCUGAGAAAAUGCAAAGGUGGAAAAAGAAGAAGGAUCAUUCUCAUUCUGAUUCCUGCACAAGGGCAAGUAUCAAGAGAAAGUUCCAUGAUGUUGGAGAUAUUUGUAUUUCUGUUUCAACUAAACACAAGGGUGUUGCUGAGGAGGAGGGCGAGCCACAUCAUGAAAAUUCAUCCAGUAAACCAACAAAGUUGCCAGAAAAGCGUAUACUAGAACUCAUUCUGGACGUGCUGCAAAGGAGGGAUACCCAUGAAAUAUUUGCUGAACCAGUUGAUCCCACUGAGGUGGAAAAUUACUAUGAAAUCAUUAGAGAGCCUAUGGAUUUUGGUACAAUGAGGGCUAAACUUCACGAAGGAAUGUAUCAGAAUCUUGAACAGUUUGAGCAUGAUGCAUUUCUGAUUUCAAAGAAUGCGAUGCAUUUCAACUCCUCUGGUACUGUCUAUUUCAGACAGGCUCGUGCUAUAUAUGAACUAGCUAAGAAAGUAUUUCAUCUUCUAAAAACUAAUCCCGGAAACUUUGAAGUGGAAUUUCCGGGGACCAGACUAAGAUCGAUGAGGAGAUUGAAAAAUGAAGCCAAGGAAAAACAUUCUAGAGGUGUAAUACCAGAUGGUGCCCUUGAUGAUUCUUCCAAAAAUAUCGGACUUGGCAAAAGUGUUUCAUCAACAUUUAGGAGAAGCAGCAAAGAAGGACCUUCGUUAACCAGUGGUGUUGCUCCGAUUGACAGUGCAUUCUUAUUAGGUAACAGACAUGGCCAAAGGUUGUCUUCUCUUGAUGCUAGUCGUCGUUCCACAUAUGAAACUUGCAGGCCUUCGUCUUACCAUGAGACCAACUCUUUUAUGUGUGACAAGAAUCCUCAGUCACUAAUUCUUAACAGGAAUGGUAGUUACCGAGAGAGCUUGAUGUCAUUUGUCAAAGAUUUAGGACCAACAGCACAAAUGGUUGCCAACAGGAAAUUGCAAGGAAACCAUUCAUUCCUUCCCUCUCACACAAAUAUAAGUCCAAACUAUGGAGUUCAGCCUCCAACGUGCUUAGGAUUCGCUGCCUUUGCCACCAUACAAAGUCAAUCUGAUACUGGAGUUUUUACUUCAUCUCAGAAACUCUCUAGUCCGGUCGGAGGAUUUGGCUCAGUGCUCAAAAGAACCAGUGAUAAGAUCGAUCUGACUAAUGCUGCAAGGGAAGACGAGACUAGCAAAAUAGGUGGAAUGAGCAGUCAGAAAGGCCCCCUUCCUCGUACAGAAAAUUCAGAGAAGACAAUUUUGUGCUACAAAAGGAAUGUUCAUAAAGUAACAGAAGAAGCAGCCAAGAAAACUCAAAAUGGAGGCAAGAGUAAAGAAAAUAACUUGAGUUCUCAUAUCUGCACUAAUGGGAAAUCAGGAGAUACAAAUUCUUCAACCAUGAAGAAAAUUGGCAGAAGUAAGGUGGAAGAAAUCAAAGUUCUGCCAGUUGUACUAGCUCUAGAACAAUCUCAUUCAAGUCUAUCUGAGUUGAAGUGGAGAAACAAGAAGAAUUCCAAUUCCACAUCAUCACGCAUCACACGAUCACAAAGCAAGAUUGCACAGUCUUCUCCAGCUCAGUCCAAUUUAACUGGGACUAUUCCAGAUCAAACCCAAAAAAACAGCUUUCGAUCAAAGACUGAAAAGAAAGCAGUCAUUUGUGAUAAAAACGAAAAUGUUGGCAGCAGCUCGGGUAGCAACCUCAGUUUUCUUGGGCCAGUUAGCCAAUCUUUGAAGCUGGAACUGAACAAGACAAUGCCUGUAGUGCCAUUUCCAGCAAGAACGAGCUCCAGGUUCAUUUUUGAUAUGCCAUUCUUGAAAGCUCAGCUAAAUCAAAUGAAUCCAAUAGGGCAAAAUGAAAUGUCAGAGGCAUCAAGAUUGCACAGAGAUUACAGGGAAAGGUCCUUGUAUGGUCAGGGAAGUUACUAUAAGAUGGGCAGGGAAGCGAAUCAAUCACUGUCUCUUCAGGAGAAACCGAACAUUCUGCAGACCAUGCCAUCUUUCCUUUACAACAAUCAAUCAUCAUAUCGUUCGUUAGCUCCUGUAGACACUGACUUGGCACUUCAGCUUUGA